AUGGAUUCUGUUAGUUUGUUAUUUAAAGCUUUGAAUCAAUUAAUUGCCCCACCAACCUCCAAACCGUCAUUUUCGAAUGAGACAUCAGAAGAGCUUCUGGAUAGUAUUUUGCACAGGAAUCUUGCUGCCUUUCAGCAUUGUCUUGCAGAAUCUCAGGAUCUACAAGAUAUUAUUGGAGGCAGCAGUCAUUUGCUGCUCGAAGCUACUGGAAAGUCUAUAUUUCAUGGUUCUAAAAUUGUACCAAUUAGACAAAAAUUUACCGAAGUCUGUAUUAUCAUCUUGCAUCAUAUUUGUGACUGUUUCACCAGGAUUAUUUGUGAAGCUAACAAGGCUGUCACCAAAGAUAUUUUGGACUCUACAUCUGUAAUUCACCACGAUAAACCAAAACCAGCUGUGCCGGAUUUACCGCCAGAUGCUAUAAGCAUUCAACAGGAGAAGACAAUCAGCUCAGCUGUGCAGUUUGUAGUGGUGUUAGGCAUCUGCCCAUAUCUAAUUCCUGGUGUAGGAAUACCUGUCUCCCAGCGACUUGGUCCAGGGCAGAUAUUACUUGCAACUGGUCAUGACUACACAACAGAGUUGAAUGAUUUCAGCAGAAUUCAACUUCUGAUACCUGCCAUCAAACUGUUUUCUUCCAUGCUUGAGCUGCCAUCCUUCAAAGAUAUCAUACUGAAUAAUUACCUCACAGAUCUGAUAGCGGCUGUACUUCAGGUCCGGCAUUGUGUGAAAGUGAUCCUGCAGAGAACUGAAGUACCCAGACAAGAAAUCUCAGCUGUUAGCGCUGACUGUGGUGGUGGUGGUGUAAAAAUGGUUGAGUCCUGCGAAGGGAAUACUAGACAGUUGAAUCCUCAGCAGAAGAUCACUGCAGAGACUUUGUCCAAAGCUGGAGUCGUAUCUGAUCAGAUGGAGCUGCGUGACUGCUGUACUGCAAUAUUCUCUAAUGUAUUACCAGACAUGUGCCCUAAUACUUCAGGGCAGCCAUGGACAUUGCAGUCAAUAGCAGAAUUUUGUAGCAGAGUCUUGGACAGCGCAAUGAAAUCAUCAGCCGUGCCUCAUGUCUUGACACAGUUAAUGUUGUUGUCUGGAGGCACUCAGCAGAGGGAUGGCCCACGACCUGUGACUCCCAAGUGGUUCAGGAGGACAAUAGCUUGCAUGCUGAGAGAUGUGAUCAUGGUUCCACCAGGAGUUCAACAUCUGAUUACACUUUUUGUUGGAGAUUCUACACCAGAGAGUUCCCAGAACUGGCAAAAGUACAGAGCGGUUGCUCAGAUCAUUUCUCGAUGCCCUGUAACUGCUAGUAACAUGAGACAGUUCUACACUUCAGUCUCCAGACAGCUCAUUGAGCUGAUUCAGACUCCUGAGACCAAGGUAUCACCCCAUGUAAUCAGAGCAGUUGGUGCCACCAUUCAGGAGUUAACCAGCCUACAGUCAGUUCUUAUGCAAGAAGUCUGCCUGUCGCACUUGUUUUACCCACUGUUGAAGCUUUCGUGUGACCCAGAUGAUACAACAGUAAUGAAAGAUGGACAGAUUGUAGUUCCGGAAGAAAUGCUAACACAUUGUGUUGUUCUUCUGCAUAGGAUUUUUGUGAUUGGCCAGGAGCCACAGUCAAGUCUGCUGUCACAGCUGUGUAAAGUUGCCAGAAUUGUAUUUUCGCUGUAUAAUUUUACAAGGAGCAGUAUAACAUUAAUCAAGUCUCACACAUGUGACUUGAUCAAAGCUUACCUAACCCACUGUGACACAGCUGAGGCGGCAGAGUGCCUGAUAUCCCUUGUAUCAAACAGAGGGGGCCAUUCUCUGGAGAGUCCAAACAUCGGCAGUAAUGUUGGCCUGGAAUUUGGGCCGAAUGGUGGAGUGCAGGCAGUCUUCAUAAAGGAAAAACAGUUUGACCUGGACUCCUGGACUCAACCAGUGGAAAGUGUUAUGGAGAUCCUGUGUGGACUGAAUUCAGACGCCAUAACAUCCCAGCUGUUCCUCUGCUUGUUGCAGAAUCUCUCUGACAUUGUAAGCACAGAGUCUGCUAGCAUUGGUGUGGUCCUGCCUCCAAGAGUGUUGUCCACGAGCCAGCGGUCAGCCAAAUUGGCAGAACUGAGAGAAAAGAUUGCCUUGGUUAGCCUUCUGGCAUCUUUGGGUGAUAAAUAUGGAGACAAGGUGGUACAGAGCAGUCAUCAUGUCUUGAUAUUUGUGAAGGCUACCUUGGAGCGCUGUGUCAAAAUGUGCCAGUUGACCUUUGAUGAUGCUACACUGUCAUUUGAGUGGGAAACUGUUUCCAUGGCGAUGGGAUUGUUGACAGCCAUUUUGAGUGGAGCUCUAAUGUUAUCGGAUGCUGACAAGAAGAUUCUGGAUGAAAUACUGCCUCUGCUGACAGCAGUUUCUGAUUGUGAUAGUGCUGAACCAGCUGUGAAGGAAAUGGCUGACGAUCUCAAAGUUGCUGUGGCUACCAGAGGUUUGGUCUGGGCCGAGAUCAGCAAACUGAGGAAAACCAGAACGGAGCAGAACAAGAAACCUGAGACAAGCAAACCUGUACAAAUGAAGCAAAACAAACCUUUGAUACAAGUUCUCUCAGAAACAUCCAUAGAGGAAGGUCAGCCGAAGGCUUCAGAUGCUGAUGUAACAGAGGAUAUAGAAAUGACGUGUGAAAGUGAAUCUUCACUUGAUGCAUCUAAACCUGCUGGUAUAAGCAAGCUAGAGAAGGCUUUAGAGGAUUUGUGUGACCCACUGUUGCCUGUCAAAGGCCAUGGCCUGAUCAGUCUAGCCAGGAUGGUUGAGGACAGAGAUGGUGAGGUUAAGGACAAACAAGAAAUGUUAUUGAAGAUUUUCCUGGAAAACAUUGCUCAUGCAGACUCCUAUAUUUACCUUGCUGCUGUGAAUGGCCUGGCUGCACUCAGUGACCUGUACCCUGACCAGGUUAUUCCUUGUUUGACCUCAGAAUUUAGGUCGAUGUGUGCCAAAACACACAGCUCCAAAUCUGGAGAGACCGCUUUAAAAGUUGGAGAAUCACUUGUGAAAGCUACAAAGAGAUUAGGGGAGCUUACUCCAAAGUACCGUGAUCUGCUGCUGCCAGUGAUUCUGUGCGGUUGUCGCCAUGACGAUGCCCUUGUGAGAGCCAGUAGCUUGUCUGGACUGGCAGACGUAUGCAAGCUUUUGAGAUUUUCCAUUGGACCUAUGCUUCACGAGAUUGUCACCUGUUGUCGGGAUAUCAUUAAAUCUGAUCCAGAUGCAGAACCCCGAAAAGCUGCUAUACUGACUUUAACACUUCUGCUUCAAGGACUUGGCAGAGAUGUACUCCAGACUCUGAGUGAUGUCUUGUUAGAUAUCUACAGAGUGCUGAAGCAGUCCUUCACCUUUGACCCUGAUGAGAAGGUCAGAUUUAAUGCCAGCCUUGCACUUGGUGAGCUGGAUGAUAUCAUGAGAGAGGCUUUGUUUACCAAACCAGAGCUGAAAAAGACAAUCACAAUACUGGGCUAUCAGUAA
Molecule: messenger RNA, 3468 nt
Organism: Candidula unifasciata
Lineage: Eukaryota; Metazoa; Mollusca; Gastropoda; Stylommatophora; Geomitridae
Source: the annotation of a GenBank genome assembly